AUGACAAUUGCACGCGAAGUAAUAAAGUCUACUGUAGACUACAGGAAAUAUAAGUGAGUAGUUUUUAAGAUUUAACCGUCAUGAAGAUAUGUUGAACUCGCGAAUGGAUUGCGAUGCAUGCUAAUUUCAAGUCUCAAACCCGGAGAAGCUGUGGAAGAUGAAGCCUACGAAUCUGUCGAAGAUUCGGAUUGCGAGGAGACUGCAGAAGAGAGCGAGGGUGUAGAUGAUGAGGGCGAUAUGGAAGUGGAAGACGAAUGCUCAUCGAAAAAAUUGAGGAGGGUGCGUUGCGGCAUUUGCCUCAUACGUUUGUCUGUCUAAUGCGGGCUCUGUGAUGUUUGCCUACGUAAAAUCGAGAAAAGAACGCCACAACCCUAUUUUUUAAACGGCCUAAUCAUACAUUCAUAUUUUUUAUACUGACCAGGUAGAUUCGAAUUAUUGAGCAGCAUAUACAGCGGACGAAAAUAAAUAUUCUUUGAGGUUUUUCGUUUGCGCAAGACGAAUUUUUUCCUAUGCCAUUUUAUGUUUAUGAUUCCGUAUUACACCUGCUUCAGGUACAAGAUCGCCUUCUUAUACCCGUUAGUUUGGCAGUGUUGGCCUCUUAGUUAGACUGCUGACAAUCGACCCACUUUUCCCCACUUCAAUAUUCAAAGAGGUUGCUUCUGUCCUGUCGCAUACAUAGAUAAUUUGUCAAAACAGGUACUCACUCGUUGAUUUUCAUUUUCAAAGUCUCACACUCAUAUUGCUAUUGCAUCAAUCGACAACAACAAUGACUACGAUCACCUCAAUGAGCAGAUGUUAUUUUUGCGGGCUUAGGGGUAGUCAUGGGUCUGUUCACAGUAUUGAUCCCGAUGCAUCCUCCUGCGGGCGUCAUUCCCUGAUGACUACAUUGGGCCCAAUCAAAUGACAAUAGUUCAUAGCGCAGUGACUGACCUGGCAUGUGCUUGACAAAACUUUCGUAGUCGAUCCCCAGUUCACCCACGAAUUCGCCGUCUGGGUUAUUCGCUACUCGAAGUUGCCUCAUGGGUUUGGUGGCUGUGUCGAGCAACGAGAAAGACAUUCCAGGUUGGGUCAGAUUGCAAUGGCAAUACACUCAGCUUGACCCUUAUUGCCGUUGUUGUCAGACAAUGUAGCUAUUCACCACGGAGCGCACCGUGCACUUCCUUCAUUGUAAUGCUGCCGAGUGUCCUGUUAUGUUUCUGCUGCCGUAAGGUGUGUUUGUCCAAUGGAAAUACACAGGCAUUUACGACGUUUCUGAUGGUCAUUAGGCCGUGGAAACCUUUCCACCCAUUCGGAGUUUUACGUAUUCCUUCUCAUUUAAUUUUAGACUUAUAUUUUACUAUUUUUUCGUAUGUCGAAUUUCCUUGAAGUUCCCUUUUUUCUUUUUGCUGGUAUUAUUUUACUCACAUUUUGUGGUUUCAGUCUGCCGCCGCCCUAUGCAUUAACGUCGGUAGUUUUGCUGACCCGAGAGAGGCUCAGGGACUCGCCCAUUUUCUGGAGCACAGUAAGUCCAGCGGGUUGGGUUUAUGGAACUUUUCUUUUCCUUUUUCAUUUUGCGACUUAAGAUAUUAGGCUCAUUUUAACUUACUUAAUAUUGCCAUCAUAUUGGUUGCAGCCAAAUUAUGACUUAGAUCAGAUGUGUUUAACCUCAGGCCUCUCUGUUUGAGUAUCGUAUAUCAGAUGGUUAAGGCGUUGGCUAUACACAAGCCCUAAACUUGCUUUCGUGGAUCCGAGCCCCACCGAGGCUGUCAGACGAACUAUGAAAACGUCAUUGGCAUACGUUAAAAGGACAUAUAUCUUGUUGACCAGUUGGAUUGCCUUAUCAUUCGAGAAGUUUGCUGAGCUUAGUGCACUACUUGCUUGACGCGCUGUCCACCAACAAAAAACCUGAUAAACGCUCAUCGCAUGAGAAUUGUGUUAAGAACUCAGAAAAAUCUACCAAAACGUUAAGCCUUGAUAGUCCAGAGCAGUUCUACCUGGUGAAGAGGACAACGUGCGGGUUGUGGUAGAAUUCGCAUCAAGGAUAGUUGCUUAGCAUUUCUUAACCAAAAUUGCACCUGGUGGCAUGAAUAGCGUCAUUGCAAGACUAUAGUAGCAUAUUUUCGGAGAAUUCUCCUGUUACCUGCAGAAAUGGUUUUGAGAUGGUGGCUUCAAGCAUAUCAUGGAAUUGACGAAGGCCGAAGACUUGACUCAUGGUCACUUUGCAACAAUGCGUGCGGACUCACAGGGCAUGCCUUCAUUCAUGGUGUUGCCAGCGCUCGCGUGUGAAGCGAUAUAAAAACUAAGUCGCUAAUCGUAGAGCUUUUGUUGUCGAGCACAGAACCCGUCAGUCGGCAUGUCGUCCUCCCCAUGACCCUCCCGUUCCUCAUCACUGCACCUUGCGGAUGACAGACGGAUAGGGACGUAACUGCUGCAGUUACCAGGUAGACUAGUUCACUGUGGUGUCAUUCUCGCCAAGCGCCUCAUAAUACACUCGAGGCGGGGAUAAGUCUGGCUUGUAUCUGCUGCGAUGACUGUUUUUCUAGUAAACCUCCUCUCAUUUUGUCAGUAACCAGUUCCACGUCAUCAUCACCAUCAAACGAGUCGGUCAGAAAGUCCUGUCGGCCGACUGCCAAUAAAUAGGUGGGAGCCACUCAUGACAUACACUCUGUCUUUCCGUGAUGCUAACAACGAUGCCCUCGUCGUGGUCCGGCAACCUUCGUGCGCCUUUUUUAGUACCGUGCCAGUUGACCUAGGUGUCCCCUUACCAGCAGUGGAUAUCACCUGGCCGCCGUGCAUCACCUCACUCACUCUGUCCCCUCUUCCGCAGUGGUUUUCAUGGGCAGUGAGAAAUACCCGGGGGAGAAUGACUUCGAUGAAUACGUCAGCCAACGUGGUGGAUCAAGCAAUGCCUUCACCGAUGGCGAGCACACAGUAUUCUACUUUGACAUCCAAUGGCAGCACUUCAAGUCGAGCUUGGACAGGUUUGCCAACUUCUUCAUUGCGCCCCUGCUCAAACAGGACGGCGUAGACCGUGAACUAGAGGCUGUUCACAGCGGUAUGUCAUCAGUUCUUUGCUGUAUUUUCUUAAAGUCUCCUUUACUACUUUGAUGCCUGAAGCUCUACGCAUCACCUGUUUGAUUCUGUUUUUCGAGAAUUUAUCGGCCAGUUAGUGGUGUGUCCACACUCCCUACGGGACAAGCUGAAACCUUUUGGCCGCGGCAAUGCCAUUUCCCUUAAACUCCGACUGUUCUCCACUUUAGAAUUCGAACUCGCCAAAGCCGAGGACUCCUGCCGCUCGGAGCACCUUCUGACCUCGAUAGCCAAGGAGAACUCGCCCUAUAGGAUAUUUGCUUAUGGUUAGUGAAGAGAGUCUUACGUCGCAAUCCCAUAUUUUUGCACUUAACCAGUCUCGCAUUUAUUUCGGAUGUGACACCUGUUUUAUAGCCGCGAGUAUGCUCUUGCUGCUCGCUGUACGAAACCAGUUAAAACUGACUCCAUGGUUGCGCCAUUUCGCGUUAUGGCAUUCUGGGAAACGUCGACAUUCGGCGUCGAGCUCAGCUGCAGAUUAUUCGGCCGUCAGCACCACUCGGUCAGCUCUCAUUACGGCGAGGGAAUACCAACGAAGACAGGGGGCAAGACGUGACCUUGACGGUUUUGGUGGACAAAUACCCUAAACAGAACCACACAUAGGCAGAAUGAUAUUACCGACAAAGGCAAGGGAGACUGAAAUGGCCAUUUUUGGCUUAUUAGCCGUCGUCAGCCAGUCAUACCCAACCCCGAAGUGUGGCACACCCGAGGCGCUAGAUUGUGUACCGGCCAAAAUCAUCGCCAUGAUCAAGGCCUACUAUCAUUCCACUCCUGCGAGAGUCCUGGUCCGUAACAAUUUUUCCCAACCGUUCGGUAUUCGGUCUGGCGUCCGACAGGGUUGUAUCCUGUCACCCAUACUGUUCAACUACGCUAUUGACUGGAUCCUCGGGAGGGCCCUACGCGACAGUGACGGUGUUGAAUUUGCACCCGGACAUCGACUGACUGAUCUCGACUAUGCCGAUGAUAUCGCCUUACUUGCUUCAAGUUUUGGUGAUCUGCAGUCUAUGGUGUCACGAGUGAACGAGGUCGCUAAAUCAGUCGGUUUGUCCAUAAACGCUGGGAAGACCAAAGUAUUCUCAAGCUGCAUCCCUGACCAGGAGAAGGCACCCCUGGGGAUUGAUGGCUGUCAACUUGAAGAAGUGGACAGUUUUAAAUACCUCGGGGCGCGGCUGCUGCCUAAUGGACAGAGUAAGGACGACAUUGUCUCCCGAAUCGAUGCUGCCCGCUGGGUUUUUUCAAGCCUUCGGAAAUGCCUGUGGAACCGACGUGACCUCUCCAUCGCCACUAAGAUUCGCGUGUACCGUGCAUCUGUCCGGUCUGUCCUUCUUUACGGUUGUGAAUGCUGGGCUUUGCGCGUGGCGGAUGAGCGAAAACUGGAGGUAUUUGACCACCACUGCUUGAGGAUCAUCCUUCGAGCGAAGUUAACCGACUUCGUCUCAAAUGAGAUAGUCCGCGCUCGCUGCGACAACAUCGCGAGGAUAGCUCAGGCCAUCCAAGAAAGACGACUGAGGUGGUUCGGGCAUGUUCUUCGUCGUCCACCUCAGGAGCUCAGUGUUACUGCCCUCGAUCCGGCGCCGUUGCCCCAUUGGAGGCGUCGAAGAGGGGGUCAGUUCAAAACCUGGCUCGACACUGUCCGUCAGGACAUGGAGGUGGUUCUUGGACCUUCGGUAUUCGGUCUCCGUCGUUGGCGAAGGGAAUGGGUUGAGCUGUCUAGAUCUGCUGCCGCGGAUCGUCACGCGUGGAGAGGUACAAUUCGGGACAUCAUCGAGGCCGGCUAGAUCAGGAAUGAUCGCAGCCGUAUCAAGUACAAGUACAAGUAGGCUCGAACUCGCGACCUGUUUGUUAGAAGUCCACGCCUCUAGCUACUGAACCACACAUGUCUGUGACGUGUUUUUCAUACCAGCCACCGCGCCGGAUCAACUGCCCAGUCCCAUUGUCAUAAACCUUUUGCUGGUACAUGCCAGAGGAGGGGACAGAGACUGCCACUUUUCUCAUAAUUAACCUGACGCGCUGUUAAUAAAAACGCAAUAAAAAUCGCAACAAGGAAGGUCUACGGUUGACUGGAUGACUCGAUCCUCUCUAAGACUGAUGGCCAUGGUCCACUGGCUCCCUAGUCUGACGUUUUGACGGAUCUUGCCAGUGAAACCCCCGAAAUCCUCUCUGAAGUCUUAAUCACACACUGGCAGGGAGCAGCAAGCCUACGACAUUCGUAGACGCCCGUUACUUUUCCCACGCCAGUUGGACCGUAGCGGGUGUGAGAAGAGAAGGAGAGGGUGUGCGCCCUCCCGCGUCUCCGGUCUUUUUGACACUGCCUUGACGCCGGGUCCAGGUAGGGAGCAGGAGGAGAGAGUGCGGUAGAUGCUGCGAAAGUCACCGUCUCAAAAUGUCUCAGUAUCCCUUUUCCCAAAACAAGGGGUGGUCUUUUGCAUUUGCUCUCAGGAUUGUGCUUAUUCCUGCACUGACCUGGGCCAUAAGUCCGGUUAGGAAGUCGUGCCACUUGGGAGGGGGAGCGUCUAUGCUUGUUAGUUGCUGCUUUACCCUGCCCGUCCCGCCCGUCGGCUUUCAAAGUGCGCUUUAAAGAUUAACUCAUUUUUAGGGGACAAACUACCAAUUUGCGUUCUGCUGACUCAAGCUUAGGCGGCGCCCGUUACGAGGGGUAUCUGGGCCUUCCAAGUCCUUCGUAGGAGACAUCAUUAUUGUCAAGGGGUUAGAGCUCCUCUGGCUUUGAGGUUGGAUUACGAUCACCGACCACUCAAACGGAGAGGACGUCACAGCCACUUCUUGCCGAUGUUGUCGGUGGUGGACAUGCAACAUCAUCCAUUACUUAUUCACGACCGUAUUUCAAUCCUCAGCUGUCGCUCGUAAAACAGCAUAUUUAUCUCCAUACAGGUAACCGAAAGUCACUGAAGGAGAACCCAGCAGCCGCAGGGACUGAUGUAUAUCGCCUCCUGCGGGAAUUCCAACAUCGUUACUACACCGCCCCCCUCAUGACACUGGCAGUUGAGGCUAAAGGUGAGUGCCGAUCACAGAGCCAACAGUUUACCACAACCGUCCUGUGUAUUUUCUGUAGAUGCGGCAGCAACGAUUCAGUAA
Messenger RNA from Spirometra erinaceieuropaei, 6159 nucleotides. Lineage: Eukaryota; Metazoa; Platyhelminthes; Cestoda; Diphyllobothriidea; Diphyllobothriidae. The record is from the annotation of a GenBank genome assembly.